This is a messenger RNA of Oryzias latipes (Japanese medaka), 2340 nucleotides long. RefSeq names its product sap30-like (gene sap30l). Gene Ontology annotation, cellular component: histone deacetylase complex. NCBI's taxonomy places the organism in Eukaryota, Metazoa, Chordata, Actinopteri, Beloniformes, Adrianichthyidae. Gene Ontology annotation, biological process: regulation of DNA-templated transcription. The record is from RefSeq and is a predicted model, not a curated record. Gene Ontology annotation, molecular function: protein binding; transcription coregulator activity.
CCAAUAGGAUUUCAGAGUUCGCACACUGAGCCCGCCUUGGCUGAACGUCGGCCAAUCUAUAUUUAGUACGAGAACUUCCUUCACAAAGACGGAGCAUGUUCCUUUGUACGAGCAGUUCUGAAAGAAUAUUGCUGUUUUAGGCAGUGAAUACGCGAUUUUGUUUAUAAUUUUACGCUGGAUUGGAGAACUGUUGUCACUUUUCAGAAGGACUCGAGGGGGAUGAUGGGAAAGUAACUGGUGGUUAGUGCAGCUAUCGAACUACGGUGCUCUCACCGAAGGAAUUCCAGCAUCAUCCACCUUGCUCCCCGGUUGGCACGAACUAAGUAAGGCCGGUCCGCAGUAACGUUACGGGCUUUUGGCGUUGAUCUGUUGGGGAUACAAAGAAAUGGCUUCAAUCAAGAGAAACCGUGAACAGUGACCAAAGGACGAAGACUGUUAUCUCGACAAAUAGCCACCUAGCUAGGUUAGCUAGCGAAGCUAACGUUGCCGGGACGACUUCCACUGGAACACAAAAGCGCCGCGCGUGAACGAGGGAGCCGGCCGCCGAGUGUGAGUUUUUCCUUCCCCGUUCGGCCCGAGAAGUUGGUGACAGCCGCGCGCCAUGAACGGCUUCAGCACGGAAGAGGACAGUCAUGACGGACCGCCUGCUCCGCCGUUCUACGGACAGAGCUGCUGCCUGAUCGAGGACGGGGAGCGCUGCGGCCGCUCGGCAGGAAACGCCUCCUUCAGCAAGAGGAUCCAGAAGAGCAUUUCACAGAAGAAGCUCAAGCUGGACAUCGAUAAAAGCGUGAGACAUCUCUACAUUUGUGAUUUCCACAAGAAUUUCAUCCAGAGCGUCCGUAACAAGAGGAAGAGAAAGACCAGCGACGAUGGAGGCGAAUCUCCAGAUCACGAUGUGGAGGUUCCUGAGGUGGAUCUGUUCCAGCUGCAGGUGAACACGCUCCGGCGCUACAAGCGGCACUACAAGCUGCAGACCAGACCGGGUCUGAACAAGGCCCAGCUGGCAGAGACGGUGAGUCGUCACUUCAGGAACAUUCCCGUGAACGAGAAGGAGACGCUGACCUACUUUAUUUACAUGGUGAAGAGCAGCAAGAGCCGCUUGGACCAGAAAGGAGAAGGAGGCAAACCGCUGGACUAAAGUUUCCCCUAAGCGCCCCCCGCAGCAGCGAACUGGAGCCGCGGCGAGAGAGAAAACAGCGGCAGCAGCUACAAAAAAAAACAACCGGAAAGCAGCAGAAACCAAAAGCGGCUCCGCCUCCGUCCCUCCUCCUCCUUCGAGGACGUUAAACGUAGCCGGAGGAGAAACGGAGGGCGCCAUCGACGCAGCCUGACCCGGCCCGCCGUUUCCUGUCCACGCGAGCCCGGUCCAGAAGGACUGCAGAGGAACCGGGCCGUCCCUCUGUAAUUUAUCUGUCCAGAUGUAUGGAAGAAGACAUGCAAUGUUCAAAAGAGCUGCCUUAAGAGUAAAGAAGCAACAUGUUUUUGUCCUUUGUUUUGGGGGGGGGGCAAACAGGAAGUCCUUUUUGUUCUGUUUAUUCCAAAAUAUUUCUGACUGACUUCUUUCCACACCUUCAGUGUCAAACAGCAACGGAACAGAUCCGAGUUGCCUCUUCCAGAGCUGGCGUGAUGCGUUCAAGGGCGGUGGGAAUGAUGUAGCAUGAGGCCGUGACCUUCCCUUUGCUGCCUCAGCCGAUCGUUGCUUCUGACUGUAGAGGCUGCGGCUGCUGACUUUGUUUCCCUUACAGAUGAAACACAUUAUUUGUCUUUGUGCAGAUUUCUUUGAUUUUGAAAUUCUUACAGGAAGUGACGGCUGGAGAGAGGAGGUUGCAUCUUUUAAUAUGUAACUCCUGUGUUGGAUAAAAGCCGGAUGCUCUGCCUUCAUACGAGCCGCUGAAACGAUUCCCAGGUUCUCGCUUCCAUUUCAUCCCGGCGGAUGUUUGGGGAGAAGUGUUGACAGGACUCACCAAAAGGAUUUCACGGAUUUUUGCUUUUUUUCCCCCCCAAAAAACUAAAAACAUCUGCAGCUAAAAGGCUGAGGAGCUUUCACGUGUUUACGGCUUCACGCCUGUUAGCGUCCAACUUUAGCAAACACUCCAGGGGUUAUUUACACUCAGACUUUUAUUUUGAAACCAUCCCUCCUGCCGUUUCUCUGCCAGUGACGUCAUGGAUUAGAAUUUGUGUUGGACAUUUAUGAAAGUCUUGUUUUUGCUUGUAGGUUUGUUAGUAUCAUGUACACGCGUAGGUCAUGCCUCAUUAACCCCACUGUUGUAUUAGAAAAAGCAAAUAUUAAAGUGACUGCUUACUGCUCCAAAUAUUAAUAAAUGUAUUGUACAGCCGGAA